UUUUCUCUCUCAUCCUUUUUUCCUUGCACUUUAUUUAUUUUCAAUUUCAUUGAAUUAUUCAUCUUUAAGUUUGUUGAAUGUAUCAAUUUUUUUGCGGACUUUCGAUAUUCUUGGUUUUUUGUGAUUAUGUUUAAAAUUUGGUUGGUCGAUGGAUUUUUUGAUUUAUUUUGGAUUUUUAUCGCUCAUUUUGAGGAUUUGAUGUCAUGAAUUUGUAUGUAAAAGUUAAGAAUAGAAUGUUAGGGUUUUUAAUUGAGUAUUUUGGGAUUAAGAAUUGAAUUUAGGAUUUUAUAUGCCGAUGUUAUUCAUGGUUUUUUAAUCUGUGCUAUGAGUUGGACAAAGCUAUGCCCUAUGGAUUUUUUGCCUUUUCCUCUAAUUCUACUGAUUACAUUGGUGCAGGGGAGAAUGUUGGUUCUGGUACUAAGUUGUAAUUUGCUCAACAGUUUACAUAUAUGUUCACUCAUAUCCUUACUGUCCAUGCUCCAUCCCUAGCUGAUCAAAUUUCAAGCACAAUUUUUUCAUUUUAUAUUUCGUCCAAAUUAUGUGUUGAUAAUUAUCGUGCUUUGUCUUUUUUCUGUAUUCUUAUGCCUGUGAUUCACUGAUUAUUCUUAACCAAGUGUGAAAGAUUAUUUCAAUUAUUCAGCCACUAUCUCCCAAAUCGUAGUAUCCUAGAACGACAUAGGAAUCAAUCUUUCACUCGUAUGCAAAGAAUUGAAUGCACCUGUUUAUGAUUGGAAAAUUUCCAUAAACUCCCCACUGAAGUUGGAGAAUCGACUUCCUUGUCCAGCUGAAUUCACAAUCUGGCAAAGGACAAAAGAUGGAAAAGGCAUGGAGCUACAGCAGGGUAAAAUUUUGUCUCGCAGAUGCGCUCAUAUACAUGCUGCUGAUCCCAGGAAACCCAUAUAUCUUUUGUUGUUUGCUCAGAGUGGUUGGACUAUGGAGAAGGACCCUGUUGUCAUCUUGAACCUGUCCUCAAAUGAUCUUGUUUCCUCAUUUUGGAUGGUUCACCAGCACACUAAAAGCUGCAAUCUUAAGCCGGUCAGUCUGUGGCAUUCUCAAAACUUCGAGAAUAGCUUCUGCAUACUCAUUCUCGGAUUGUGCAAGAAAUCCUGUUUGCUGUCCCUCUUCUUCCAGCACAAUGUCCAUCUUCGGACCAGCUGA
Messenger RNA from Beta vulgaris subsp. vulgaris (sugar beet), 1158 nucleotides. RefSeq lists its product as uncharacterized. NCBI's taxonomy places the organism in Eukaryota, Viridiplantae, Streptophyta, Magnoliopsida, Caryophyllales, Amaranthaceae. The record is from RefSeq and is a predicted model, not a curated record. The coding region runs from base 826 to 1158 and encodes 110 amino acids. The transcript is spliced from 3 exons.